CCCCUGCUUCCGCAACUUGGAGACGGUGACCGUCACUGACGUCACCAUGAACCUGCUGACCGUCACGGUCAGGGAGAACUGCACCGACGAGGGCUUCUUCCGCGGGAAAAGAUGAAAGACCCGCUCCCACGUCAUUAGACAUGCUCCUCCUCUCUGCUCUCCUCGGCUUCUUUGGAGGUUUCGCAGCGUGUCGGAGAUGUUUCUGCGCCGACUUGUCUUCCUCAUCUGCUUUCUUACCAGUCGUCAGCUGCGGCUUGGGGCGGCGGAUCUUUGCAACUGGAGUGGCAGUGGUUUCCCCGCCGGAGUGGACCCCAGGACGGUCCUGCAGGUGCGUCUCCGCUGCACAGAGGGUUCCGUGAGGUGGGUCCACCCGGGCCCAGCUCUGAGGGUGGUCCUCCAGCCCAAUCUCUCCUCCGCUAAGCGCACCUCAAUCUGCAUCAAACCGUUCCAGACCUUGGGCGGCGCCAACCUGUUCGUAGAAAGGGGCGGGACACUGGAGCUGCUGGUCACGGACGAGCAGAGGGCAGAAAAUGUCAGGUGUUUUCCAGCAGAGGGACCACAGAUGCCCGCCAUCUACAUCCAGAUGAGCCCUCUGGGAGACGGACCAUGGAGUCCACGUCGGAUGGGUUUUAGAUAUGAGCUGACGGCCAACAGGAGAGCGACAACCAGCCUGGACCACACGACUGCGUGUCGGCCAUGCAACCAUACAGAGCUGCUGAUGGCCGCCUGCAACAGCGACUUUGUGGUCCGAGGCAACAUAGACAAGGUGCUGCACGACCUGGCUGGUCACCUGUCGUUGGUGGAAGUGUCGGCGGCGAGGGUUCACUGGCAGCGUAGCGCCGUGUUCCGCCGUCAUUCUGACGCUCCCGGGUCGUUGAACCCGUGGCGCGGCGUCAUCCGGGCACACCUGCAGUGUGGCAUCAGGCCCGGGGACGGAGAGUUUCUUUUCACGGGGUCAGAACACUUCGGGGAAGCCUGGCUGGGGUGCGCCCCACGUUAUAAAGACUUUUUGUCCAUUUACCAGACCGCUAAGGCGUCACGGCAGAAUCUCUGUGACUUUCCUUCGGACUGAGGUUCUGUUUGGUUCUGCGGGACGUCAGGCUGAGAGUCGGUCUUUGUCUCCCCCAUCAUUGGCCUCUUCCAGGGGAGAGGAGCAGGCUCUUUGUGGCCCCGCUCUUGUUCACUUGGCUGGCUCCUAGGGGACAAUUGACCUCUGAACUGAAGUGGGGGAGGGAAGUUAGACUUUUGCCACUCCGGCCUUUUGCCAAGUUUGUUAUUGAGCAGAAAAAAACAUUUUCCAGAGAGUGUCAGGAAACAAUUAGAUUUUAGUGAAAAAAACAUCCAUCCAGCCAUCCAUUUUCUUCCGCUUGUCCCUUUUGGUGUGAAUAAAACGUGAAUUUUAUAAAUAUGACCUAUGUGUUAUUAUAUUUUCUUGCCUGGACUGUGUGACAAGAGGUGGUACUUUCGUGACCUCUGUGAUGUAUUUUUUGUGGACUUCUGGAUCUGCCUCCCGGGAGCCUUUUGGCCAUGGAGACCAGCUGCCACACCGAAGUUGGUUUGGAAAGACUGGAGGAGAUGCGGAUGAGGGGACAGGGCUGCGGAGCUAGCACUGAGCACUGGGACGGAGAGGCUUCGAGGUGUCUUGGCUGGGUGAGCAGGCGUCGGACACCUCAGUCACCUUGGACGUAUCCUUGCUCAUCCAUUGGGUGGAGUCGGCUGUUUCGGUUGCUUUGUUGGGUCUGCUUCUGUCUCUGGCCAUGCUCCCUCCUCCCCAGCGGACGAUGGCGUGGAACACCGCAGAGGCCACCACAGUGGAUAUGUUUCUUUUACUUUUUAUUCAUAGCUGUAUGUAGAAGUGUCUGCUUGUAUCCGCUGUUCACUUGGCUGGCUCCUAGGGGACAAUUGACCUCUGAACUGAAGUGGGGGAGGGGGGUUAGACUUUUGCCAGUCCGGCCUUUCGCCAAGUUUGUUAUUGAGUAGAAAAAAACAUUUUCCAGAGAGUGUCAAGAAACAAUUAGAUCCAUCCAUCCAUCCAUUUUCUUCCGCUUGUCCCUUUUGGGGUGAAUAAAACGUGAAUUUUCUAAAUAUGACCUAUGUGUUAUUAUAUUUUCUUGCCUGGACUGUGUGACAAGAGGUGGCACUUUCGUGACCUCUGUGAUGUAUUUUUUGUGGACUUCUGGACCUGCCUCCCGGGAGCCUUUUGGCCAUGGAGACCAGCUGCCACACCGAAGUCGGUAUGGAGGGACUGGAGGAGAUGCGGAUGAGGGGACAGGACUGCGGAGCUAGCACUGAGCACUGGGACGGAGAGGCUUCGAGGUGUCUUGGCUGGGUGAGCAGGUGUCGGACACCUCAGUCACCUUGGACGUAUCCUCGCUCAUCCAUUGGGUGGAGUCGGCUGUCUCGGUUGCUUUGUUGGGUCUGCUCCUGUCUCUGGCCAUGCUCCCUCCUCCCCAGCGGACGAUGGCGUGGAACACCGCAGAGGCCACCACAGUGGAUAUGUUUCUUUUACUUUUUAUUCAUAGCUGUAUGUAGAAGUGUGUUUGUAUCUGCUGUUCACUUGGCUGGCUCCUAGGGGACAAUUGACCUCUGAACUGAAGUGGGGGAGGGGGGUUAGACUUUUGCCAAGUUUGUUAUUGAGCAGAAAAAAACAUUUUCCUGAGAGUGUCAAGAAACAAUUAGAUUUUAGUGAAAAAACAUCCAUCCAGCCAUCCAUUUUCUUCCGCUUGUCCCUUUCAGGGUGAAUAAAACGUGAAUUUUAUAAA
Molecule: messenger RNA, 2762 nt
Organism: Nerophis ophidion (straightnose pipefish)
Lineage: Eukaryota; Metazoa; Chordata; Actinopteri; Syngnathiformes; Syngnathidae
Product: meteorin-like protein
Exons: 5
Coding region: 197-1072 (291 amino acids)
Molecular function (GO): hormone activity
Source: RefSeq, a predicted model, not a curated record